GGAUCGCAACAGCGAUCAAUGGCCAUGCUGCAGACAAAGAAAGCAGAAGGCGAUCGACGGCUUAUAUCCUUUUUUUUCUUUUUCUAAUUGAGAGAAUGGCAAUGGCGAGGCGAUGAAGAUGGAGGAUGGACAUGGAAAUAGAGAUGGAGAUAGAGAUGGGAGAUAGAGAUGGGAGAUAGAGAUGGAGACGGAGAUGAGAAGGAUGAUCCGUGUUCUCCUUCGAGUCGACUGCCAUCGCCGUCGCCAUUGCCGAUCCAUCCGUCUUCUGCAAUGUGCAGACGAACAAGAAAAGCGGAUGGCGAUGAAGAUGGCGAUGGCGAUGGCGAUGGCGAUGGCGAUGGAGAUGGCGAUGGAGAUGACGAUGGAGAUGACGAUGGAGAUGACGAUGGAGAUGAUGGAGAUGAUCAUCGACGGCCACCGUCUUCCUUCGAAUACACCGCGUGGUCAUUAUAGAUGAGACGGCAGAAGAGCAGAAGGCAUGGCGAUGGCGAUCGCGACGCAUUUGGCUC
Chara braunii is the source of this 509-nucleotide messenger RNA. The record is from the annotation of a GenBank genome assembly. NCBI's taxonomy places the organism in Eukaryota, Viridiplantae, Streptophyta, Charophyceae, Charales, Characeae.